AUGAACGAGCAUAAAGCAUCAUCAUUAGCACGAAAGAAAAAGAAGUUACAUCGUGUUCCAAAAAUGUCAACCGAAGCGCAAAUUGUGCUACAAGAGAUACGUUCUGUGAAUAGACAAUCACACGAGGGGUCUGCAGACACAGCUUCAGAGUUGCAGUACUUGGUUGUAUCUCCGAUCACUUGCAAUACAGAUAAAUUACCUAGUAAUUCAAGUACCCUGUCUAGUACACCAAUGAAUCAUAACACAACUCAAGAGUUGACUAAAGUGGCAAGGUUAAAAGAUAUUGAGUAUCCGUUUGUCCUCACACUGCCAGGAUUUGAUAUAAGAUACAAUAUGGCUGCACUGAGGCCUGUCCGGGAAUCCCCGCAAGAAAGAGAAAGAAAUAGCUGUAUACAGAAGAAGUCGAUUGCCAAAUGUAUGGAGUGGUUGCAGAGGACAUGA
This is a messenger RNA of Paramuricea clavata, 441 nucleotides long. NCBI's taxonomy places the organism in Eukaryota, Metazoa, Cnidaria, Anthozoa, Malacalcyonacea, Plexauridae. The record is from the annotation of a GenBank genome assembly.